This is a messenger RNA of Drosophila arizonae, 1946 nucleotides long. It is a transcript of the gene nesd, whose product is annotated as SHC binding and spindle associated nessun dorma. The record is from RefSeq and is a predicted model, not a curated record. Lineage: Eukaryota; Metazoa; Arthropoda; Insecta; Diptera; Drosophilidae. Gene Ontology annotation, biological process: spermatogenesis; male meiosis cytokinesis.
CGCAGCUUCUCUCAUACCCACAUUCAAAUUUAAACGCUUGUUGCUUCAACAACAAUCUACUCAAAAUGGAUGUUUAUACAUACGAAAAAUCAUUUUUGGAGCGCCUAAAGGAAGCGAAAGCUGUAUUAUCAUGGGAUAACGCGCCAAUGCCCGCCUCUCAAGUACGCUCCGAAUGGAAGUCCUACGUCGAGUUGCAAAUCGAGCCAGCAGGCUGGCAGGCUAUGUGGAAAAUACCGCGCGUCAUCUGUGAGGACUUGAAGCUGCGCUAUCCCACCAUUGUGUUUGGGUAUGUGGAGCAGGUCAUUUUCGACGAACUCAAGGCCGUAUUUACGGUGACUGCUGUGCAGGAUCCGGAUGUGCAUUUGCCGGAGAGCAAUGAAGUCUCACUGAUUGAACUGUGGCCAACUUUGCAGCAGGAGAAUUCGGCGCUAAAUGUGGACACCACUGCCGAGUGUAUAGAUCGAUUGCGUUUUUUCUAUUCACAUGUGUGGAUGCCAUGGGACAAGGACUACGAUGAUGAUCGUGAUUGGGUGCAAAUGCAUUUGCAGGCACGUAUACAGCUGGCUUGUGAUUUGAGCAAGAAUCGCUUGCCACGCCCACUGGCGCUGCAUAUGCGCACGCUGCUAAUGGAGGCGCGCUAUAUACAACAGCGUCUGGAGUACCUGGAGCUGGACAUGAGCGAUGCCGAGGCCGAGAGCGACGAUGAGGCCGUCGAGCUGAAUGACAAUACCACUGAUCCACCACGCAAACAACCCAAAACGGGUGGCAGUCCCAAAUCGAAUAACUUGAAUAAGUCCAUGUUGCCAGUGACGGAUCUGAUGUGUCUCCACCUGCGCCUAGCCAUCAUUCGCAGUGAAUUCGAGAUUCUUGAAAAUCCGGAAAUGCGUCGCGCCUAUAGUGAACUACAAAGCAAUGGCCUAAAGCGUCAUCUGCUGCAGCGCAGUCCUGGACGUCUGAGUCAGCUGGACGAACAAGUGGAUCAUAAGAAAAUGUGUCACCUGGUCACAGUGCCGUGUGAGCUGCAGGCACAAAUCGCCCUGCUCAAACUGGCCGAGCAGCGCGUAAAGCCAGAUACAAAAGUACAACUGGGCAAUACAUUGCAGGAUGUGCUCAGCAUUUCACAGGCCAACGAAGACAUAUUAAUAUCACCCGGCCAGCACACCAUAAAAUUCCUAGAGCAUCUCAAUGAUAAUGGAAGUAUUCAGGGUCUGAUCGAAGCGGAGUCGGUGAUCGAGUCAAAGCAUGAUCUAUCUAAGUUGCCUUUGAUCUGUUCGAGCGAUGAGGACAGUACUUUGUUAGUUAUCGAUGGAGACUACACUCUCGCCCAGCUAGUGCUGGACUGCCGGCAUGUACGUCGUGGCAUUCUGCUGCGCAAUGGUACGCUAACGUUGCGCAGCUGCCGGUUGUUGGGCGACGGCCGCUCCAGCACUCAGGAGGCCAUUGUGUGCAUGCCAGAAGCUCGCCUUGAGCUGCAGGAUUGCUUGCUGGAAAACUUUGCCAUUGGAAUUUCAAUGCGUGCCGAAACCAACGCCAAGCUUAACAAUGUCAAAAUCAGGAAGUGCAACACCGGCUUGGAAUUGCUGGAUCAAUCGGCUAAGCUGCAGCUGCUCGGACACAAUUGCAAUUUUCAUACCUGUAAACUGGGAAUUUUAGCAGAUGGCGUUCCUCUGCCCAAUAGCAAUGAAAAAUCGUUGGCCAUCAAACAUUUCAGUGAGCUGCAACGUUACAAUGAGAGCAAUUGGCUUGGCAAUUGUACAUUCAACAAUUGUCUACGUAAUAUACGAGCUUUCAAUGAAACGGAGCAGCUGCUGGCCAAGCGCACCCAUCAGAAUCUUCUAUUGGAGGAGCUGGACGGGGAGAACAAGGAAAAUAUAAAUUAGUUUUAGUGCAUGUGUCAUGUAAAUCGUCUAAUCAAAAUGCUUAUUUGUAAUAAACUCUUAUUACUG